CCGCAUAUCAGUGAGUGGUGUGUGGUAUAGUACAUAUUUCACAGUAUCUCUUCAGAACGUACGUACACAAUAAGUGGCAUUUUGUGUGUCCCAAGCGAAGUCAUGAAGCUCAUAAAUUUUUCAUUAAUAUUACUAAGCACCCUUUGCUUUGUACGGAAUGGAAAUGGAGCGCGAAUUCUGGCGAUGUUCCCUGUGCCUGCCCCGAGUCACUUUUCUAUGUAUCGAGGAGUGCUGAUGGACCUUGCAAAUAGGGGACACCAGAUUGACGUAGUUAGUCAUUUCCCUUUGAAGUAUCCUUUCGAUAACUAUCGAGACAUUAUUGAUUUGAAUGGAAAAAUGGAAGUCAUGGUUAACACCCUGGACUUCGAGACAGUCAGCCGUGUUGGCGACAUCGCCGUUGAAGAAUAUGGUGCUGAGAAAGCCGGAAAUGACAUUUGCCAUAUUCUUGGAAAUCCCGAGAUUCAGGAAUUGAUCAAAAAUCCACCACAGGAUCCACCCUAUGAUCUUGUAAUUGCAGAGCUUUUCUUCUCGAGUUGCUUUUUCGCUUUCGGGAGACACCUGAAUGUCCCCGUAGUAGCGAUGACGUCGGCACCAACGCUGCACUACUCCAACGAACCGUUGGGCAACCCGCUGAAUCCAGCCAUCGUGCCCGAGUACGAAGAUGGGUCAAUAAUUCAUAUGAACUUUUGGCAGCGACUGAGAAAUACGUUGUUUACGUUCAAUAAAAUCCGCCGAAUCAGAAGCAUAACCGAGGUACAGAAUGACGUGGUAAAGAAGUAUUUCGGGUCAGAUAUGCCGGGUGUUCGAGAGCUGGAGCGAGAUCUAUCCCUUCUUCUGGUAAACUCUCACCAUACCUUAAAUGGAAUUCGACCCAUGACGCCAGCCAUUUUGGAAGUUGGUGGAAUCCAUCUCCGCUUUGAAAAUGUCGAGUUACCCGCGGAUUUGCAAAACUGGUUGGAUAACGCGACGAGCGGAUUUAUCUACUUCUCUUUUGGAACCUUACUGAAAAUCGAGUCGCUCCCGAAGGAGUUUCUGGCUGAAUUGUACUCAGGUUUUUCGAAAAUUGCACCCAUACGGGUAGUGAUGAAAUCGACGAAUCCAGAAGAGUUGCCACCUGGCCUACCGCAGAAUGUGAUGACGCUGAAGUGGCUGCCCCAAAUUGAAAUUUUGAGACACAGAAACAUACGGGGAUUCGUGACGCACGGUGGAUUGGGGGGAAUCCAAGAAGCGACUGUUUUCGUCGUCCCAAUCGUCGGCAUACCAAUAUUCGCAGACCAGCCACGAAAUAUUAGAAAUUGUGUCGAAAGAGGGGUUGCAGUAUCUUUGAAUUACAGAGAAUUCACAGCGGACAAAUUCGUAUCAGCUAUAAACGAAAUCAUUCAUGAUCCGAAAUACAAAAAUAACAUGAUGAGAUUAUCAGCGCAAUUUAUGGACCGACCGAUGGAUCCCCGAGAACUGGCCAUUUAUUGGAUCGAGUACAUCAUCACCUACGGAGGGGAUUCCCUGCGAUCACCAGCGGUUCAAUUGACCUGGUGGCAGCUGGCGUUGCUGGAUGUUUAUGGCAGUAUAUUCGUUGCAGCUCUAGUCACUAUAUAUGUAGCCAAGCUUUUCAUUUCAGCCCUAAUUCGCCGAGUUAUACGCUCGAGCAAAACAGUGCCUGUGACGAAAAAGAAAAAUUGAACGUACCAAAACGAUUCUAGUAUUCAUACGUCAUUUGUAUUAGUCAA
Molecule: messenger RNA, 1727 nt
Organism: Diprion similis
Lineage: Eukaryota; Metazoa; Arthropoda; Insecta; Hymenoptera; Diprionidae
Product: UDP-glucosyltransferase 2-like
Exons: 5
Coding region: 103-1680 (525 amino acids)
Molecular function (GO): UDP-glycosyltransferase activity
Source: RefSeq, a predicted model, not a curated record